Vanrija pseudolonga is the source of this 2169-nucleotide messenger RNA. RefSeq lists its product as uncharacterized. The transcript has 2 exons. The record is from RefSeq and is a predicted model, not a curated record. The coding region runs from base 92 to 1534 and encodes 480 amino acids. NCBI's taxonomy places the organism in Eukaryota, Fungi, Basidiomycota, Tremellomycetes, Trichosporonales, Trichosporonaceae.
CGGCUCCACUUGUAUAUAGCCCGGUUGUUGGGUUCUGGGUGGUUACCAACGACAUCACAUCGUCAACGAACACCGCACCGUCGCCAUCAACAUGGGUGUCUCGAAGAUCGAAGAGCCACAACAGCGGCGUCUGACGCUGUUUGAGCGGUACGCGCUCGCAACGUACAACACCGGCAAUCCAAUGGUCAUCAACUUUGUCGUGCAGUACCCGUCGUCCGAGCUGCCAGCAGUCGAGGCGCGGCUGCCGGAACGCAUCGCCUUCCUUCAGGCCCAGCUGCCCAUGAUGUCCGCCCGUCUGGUUGACACCAAGACGACCAAGCCCAAGUGGCAAGCUGGACCGCCAUGGCCGACAGAAAAGCUCCUCAGCACCGCUACCAUCCCACCACCUCGCUCGGACGAGAACGAACUUGCGUCCAUCCAGCGUGCUGAGCUUGAGCGGUUCCGCGCUCACGACUUUGUGGCUGGCCCUGUGUGGUCAGUACGUGUCUUCUCCUCGCCGACUUCCCCACACGGCUACGUGAGCUUCAUCACCAAUCACGUCAUGACCGACGGCACCGGCGCCCUGCGCCUCGUGACCCACCUUCUGUCGGCCGCCCCGCCGACCGUCGAGGCCGAGCCGUUCGCCUCUCGUAUAGUCUACGAAAAGGCCAUGCCCAUCAAGCCGGGCUUCCUCUUCCUCCUGCCAGUACUGUGGCGCGAGAUCAUCGUGCCAAACCUCCCGGGGGUCCUGCAGCGGAAAUUCUCAGCCGGAGAGCCUUGGCCCGGCAUCUUCGAGUCGCCACUAGGCAAGCCACUCGACGUGGCAUUGACAGGCCUGCCCGCCGACACGGUCGCGCGACUCAAGACGGCCGCCAAGGCCCGAGGCGUGGCGACUCUUCACCCCGUGGUGCAGAUUGCCUUUUCGGCUGCCGUCUGGUCCGUGUUCCACUCGGCGUCCGAGCCCGACCUGCGCUUCGUGACCAGCGUGCCGAAGGCGGAGCGCGACGUCAGCAAGGGGCACUCGAGCAUUGGGGUGUACGUUGCCCUGCUCGAGUCUGGGGGCACAACGAGCGGGAGCCAAAAAUUCUGGGACGUGGCGCGCGCCGAGGCCAAGUUCCUCAAGGCGCCCGCCACGCUCGACAAGGGGCGCAAGACCAUCGGCCUGUUGGCUUGGAUUCCCGACACCGGCGUCCAGGCCGCUCCGAAGGGCGUUGAGGGCACGACGACAGGCUUCGAGCGAUACCUGUACGAACGGAGCUCAACGAGCGCACCGUUCUUUGAGAGCCUCAUGAUCUCCAACCUGGGCCUGUGGAAGCUGCCCGAGGGUGCGACAGACGCCAUCUGGGGACAGGCCAACCAUCCCUGCUCGCUCGCACUGGGGAGCAGUAUCUACUCGCACGACGGAGGGCUGCGAUGCUCAACGCAGUUCUAUGAGGGUGCGCCGGCGACACGUGCCCAGGUGGAGCGGGUACAUGCCGUGUGGAUGCGGCUGCUGGAGCGAGCUGCGGAUGGGCUGAAGGACGGGGCUACGAUUGCCGAGGCCACGGCCGACUAAGGUGCAGGAUUACAUCACAGCUCUAGAUAUGCAAAUGCAGAAUGCUUCUUCAUCCCCUCAGCUCCGGGUCGGCGAUGAGCCGACCCAUCGCCUCCUCCUCCAGCCACAGCGCGACAAACACGCCGGGCUCAAACCACUUGCUGCCCUGCUCGCCGCGCGGCACGGCCUUGCGCGCAAUGACGAGGUAUCCUCCGAAGCCGUGCACGAGGUUGUGGACGUAGCACGGGCGGCCAGCGCCAAAGUCGGCGUCGUAGAGCGCCGAGCGUGCCCAGUUGGUGCUGCACACGGUCGUGUUACCCGGGAAGACGAUCCACUCGCGGGUAGGGUCGAGGUCGUGCGCGCGGCGGUGGAGCCAGGCUGCAAGGCGCUCGCUGGUGACGCCUUCGAUGGCAGACCUCACGCGCUGAGCGGCCACCACGCCGCCGGUGGGCGCGAGCACGUCACCUGCGCGCACGUUGAAGCCCAGGCACACGUUGAAGCACCCCGGCGCGGUCUCGGGCAGGGGCGGGUCGAACCGCCGGCGGUCGUCGCACGCAACCUCAAAGUCGAGCUGCGUCUCGGGCGAGUGCUGACGAGCGCGGGCGAUAAGGCGGAAGAUGUGGGCCGCGAACGCGUCCUGCGGCGAGACAAAGCUG